AUGAAAUCGUCUUGCCCUUUUUGCAGCAAGAGGUACAGCUCCUCCGCGAAUUUUGACAGACAUCUUCGAACGAUCCAUCCUUUGGAAGCAGAUGAAUGGCUGGGAAAUCAAUAUUCACUGCUGGAGCACGAUCAACCUGCAGAGACCCCCGACAACACUGACGAGAGCCCAGAGUGCAUUCCCGAUUACUAUUCAGACACGCAUUACGAUUCAGAGUCGGACAUUUUCGACCAAGAUUCGGGUAACAAUUCGGACCUUGAAUCCGAAUCAUAUUUCGUGAUGGAAGAGGCAGAUGGCGAUUCAAAUGGGCAUAGUAGGGCAUCUACGACAGUUUACGAGGGUGCUGGGGAGCCACUUUACCGCUCGGAGGACCACGACGAGUGCUCACAGAGCCUUCUCCAAUACCCAUGGCACCCAUUCCGGUCAGCAUACGAGUUCAGAAUGGCACGCUAUUUCACACUGUCCAAAGCCUCACAGGGGAACAUCGACAGCUUCUUUCUACACGCUCCGCCGAGUAGUGGCGAGUGCUCCUACAGCACUGGGCGGGGUUUUAUCAAGAAGUUGGAGGAAAUGAACGAUAUACUGGGAAAGGCGAGCUGGAAUCAUUCGGAGGUGGAUAUUGGGGGGGAGAAGAUCUCUUACUACUACCGGGAUCCAAUGGUAGUCGUCCGAUAUCUUCUAGGGCAACGUGCCUUCCGGGAGUCAUUGGUGUAUUCGCCCGUGGUGGAGCAUAAUGAAUUCGGCGAGCGAAUGUACGGGGAAAUGCAUACGGGAGAUUGGUGGUGGGAGAUACAGAAUACGUUACCGGAGGGGUCCACUGUCGUACCAAUUAUCUGCGCGUCGGAUGGAACACAUCUGACAAAUUUCAGCGGGGACAAGAAAGCCUGGCCAAUCUAUCUUACCAUCGGGAACAUCAAGUCGUCGGUGCGCAACAAGCCUACAGGGCAUUCAUUCAUUCUCCUAGGGCUGCUACCAGUGCCACCGAAGCUCGGAAAGAAUACAACACUCGUUAACUCCGUUUUAAGACGUCAGAGUCAAAUGGCACUGCAUCGUGCCCUUGGGGAGAUCUUUCAAAGCAUUCGCGAGUGCUCUCAGGAGGGCGAGCUAAUCAAAUGCGCCGACGGCUACGAACGACUAUGCUUUCCGGUGCUCUCGGGCUGGAUCGCUGAUCAACCCGAGCAUUCAAACUUGCAAAACAUUAGCACUAGUGCUUGCCCGAGAUGCGAGGUGGAGUUUCACAAUCUUGGGAGCACUCGUCGAAGCUCUAUGCGCAAUCACAAGGACUACAGGGAGAGGGUACAGCUAUUUGGCGAGAACCCGGGCAAUCUAGAACCGGUAGAAUACCUUAUUGCGAGAUCCGUCAAAACACUCUUCAAUGCUUUCUGGGGUAUGCCGAGGGUUAAUCCGUACGAUCUCAAUAAACCGGACAUACUGCACAAUAUUUACCUAGGGAUGUUGAAGCACAUGAUGGAGUGGAUUCAGGGUUUCUUGAAGAAGCAUCAUCGAUUGGAGGAAUUCGACAAAGCUUGGGCUUCGAUUGCGCCUUACCCUGGACUAGCAGUACCAAACAAGGCAUAUCGUUCUACCACCCAAUGGCAAGGGAAAGAGAUGCGGAAUCUGGGGCGGGUCAUUCUAGAAGCACUCGCGGCUGCUCUGAGAAACCCGGGAGUGGCUGUCAGGAGCGACUUCGCAAAAGCUUUGAAAUGCGUUCGAAGCCUAAUAGACUUACACUUAAUGGCGCAAUAUGGGAGUCAUACAACGAGCACACUGGACUAUAUGGAGAGCUAUCUCGAGGAUUUCUAUAAAUACAAGGAUAUCUUUUUAGACUUCAGGGCGUACAAGAAGACGUUAAAGGAUGCGAGAAAUCGAACGAAAGCAAUUAGUGGCUCCCAGAGCACCCAGCGAGGCUUGGAGGAGAUCCGGGAGAUUCGGGAAAGAUCGCACUUCAACUUCAUCAAAUUGCACGUCUUAAUGCACUACCGCGAGCUUGCCCAUGUACGGCAGGUAAAAGAAGCUUACAGAGCGUCCAACAAGGUUGAUGCUGCGACGCAGAUACUGGACUAUGGAGGGAGACGAUUGGCGUUAGAGAUUCGAAUUCUGAAUCUGAAAGACAUCGUCGGAGGUUCUGAGAGCACUGACGAUAUCCUCUGGAGCCAUCGGGAUAACCUCAAGGAGUUGCUCGACAUUUUCAAGAUCGAGGACCGCAAGAAAACGCCAAAUGAACGCUCAAUAGUAGAAAGCGGACUGCCCCUGAAGCGUCUUUGCAACCCCUCCGCGAAAUCGGAAAGACUUUUCAACGUGGCAGACGGACUGCAAAUGAGCCAUAUCACGCUAUAUCGCCUGAUAAAGGAGUAUGCCAAGGAUACGGGAUGCUCUCAGAGCUUUGCCGGAAGCUCUGAGAGCAUGUUGGAGCGCCGGGUGGAGGUUUUCACAUGCUUGCAGGUUCCGAUACCAAUCUUCCAAAGGCCUGACGUAUACGAGGUUCACAACAUCAGGUGUACGGGAACAGCAUCUUUUAGGAAGGGGAAAAUAAGAAAGGAUUGGGCAUGGGUAUCGGUAGGUUCCUCAGAGCAGUGGGGAGUGUUUCGGGGACGCUUACCAGGACGUGUGGAGGCUCUGUUCAAGGUGCGGGAUAGCACAGGGCACGCACAUAGACUAUGUGUAGUUGAGCUGCUUGAGGCGAAGGAUCGUGGCAUCGCUGAUAGCUCACAUGGGCUGCUGAAGGUCUGUAGGAGGAGGAGGAAGAGGAUGUGGGUCGUGAAUAUUCGGAGUAUGUUAGGAAUGGCCCAUUUGUUCGAGGUGGAUGCUGGCAAUUGGCUGGUAAAUACUAGGAUACAUUUGCGUACGUGGAAUGAAUUCAGUUGA
Messenger RNA from Morchella sextelata, 2865 nucleotides. RefSeq lists its product as uncharacterized. The record is from RefSeq and is a predicted model, not a curated record. Lineage: Eukaryota; Fungi; Ascomycota; Pezizomycetes; Pezizales; Morchellaceae. The transcript has 3 exons. Bases 1 to 2865 code for a protein of 954 amino acids.